Penicillium expansum is the source of this 1029-nucleotide messenger RNA. RefSeq names its product NAD-dependent epimerase/dehydratase. Bases 1 to 1029 code for a protein of 342 amino acids. The record is from RefSeq and is a predicted model, not a curated record. The transcript is spliced from 5 exons. Lineage: Eukaryota; Fungi; Ascomycota; Eurotiomycetes; Eurotiales; Aspergillaceae. Gene Ontology annotation, molecular function: oxidoreductase activity, acting on the CH-OH group of donors, NAD or NADP as acceptor.
AUGGCCUCCCAAGACUCCUACGCCCUCAAGGUUGGCGAGCGUAUCCUUGUCACCGGCGCAAAUGGCUUCAUCGGCUCCCAUAUUGUUGAUGUCCUAUUAUCUCUAGGAUAUAUUGUCCGUGGUACCGUUCGCUCUGAGAAGCCAUGGCUUAAUGAGCUGUUUGAGUCUAAGUAUGGAGCUGGGAAAUUUGAAACAGUCAAUCUUCCAACCCUGGAUGACAAGGACGCUCUAGUUGCAGCCUUGGAUAGUGUCAGUGGUAUUGUCCAUGUGGCCUCGGAUACAUCUUUCGGCCCCGACCCUAACAUUAUUAAUUACGUCGUGGCCGCCACAGAGGCUGUUCUCGAAGCUGCUGCUCAAGUACCAUCAAUCAAGAGGGUUGUUCUUACCUCUUCCUCUGUUUCAGCCGUGGCUCGCUACCCAGGCGAGGGCAGCAUUGAACUGACUCAAGAUACAUGGAACGAGACCGCUAUUCAGGCAGCGUGGGACAAGAACACUCCUGCAGAGGCCAAGGGCUUCCUUGUUUACGUCGCAUCCAAGGCUGAAGGCGAACGCGCUGCUUAUAACUGGGUUAAGAAGAAUAACCCUUCAUUUACUUUCAACUCCGUGCUCCCAGAUUUCACAAUGGGAGAGAUUCUGCAUAAGAAUAUUGGCUCGACUGGAGCUCUGACUCUCCAACUAUUGGAAGGAAAUGACAUGCUUAUUAAUGCAGUUGUUUCCCAGUACUAUGUCGACGUCAAAGAUCUCGCUCGCCUCCAUGCAAUUGCCCUGCUCGACCCCAGUGUCAAGUCUGAGCGCAUCUUCGGGCUAGCUGCACCGCUUAUUUGGAAGGAAGUUAUUGAUUGCCUCCGCGAGCUUCGCCCAGCAUCCAGCGAGAAACUUGUCAAGAAUCCCCCAGGUGCGCGUGAGGGUUAUGUCAAUAUUGUGGCGCCAACCAGGUCCAAGGAGUUGCUUGACUCGUUCUUCGGUCAGGCUGAUUGGACUAGUUUGAAGGAAUCUUUAUAUGCUGGCAUCACUAGCGCGGGGCUUUAG